CAGAGUUUCAGUAAGUGACUGUCACACGGUCACACAGGAGUAGUAUUUUUUUCUCCAAGACAGCGGCGAACCGGGUCAAAUGGCGAAAGCAUAUGAGUUUAACUGGAAGAGACCAGUGCCUCCAUGCAUGCAAGAAGGGGAAUAUUUUGAUAGAUUUGAUGAGGAUCCAUUUAUCUUUGAGCCAAACUGCUUUUUGAGAGUGGAUGCCUUUGGAUUCUUCAUCACAUGGAAAAGUGAAGGAAAGGAGGGUCAGGUUCUGGAGUGUUCCUUGAUCAACAGUAUACGGUACUCAAAUGUGCUCAAGGACCCAAAGGUUCUUUCAGCGCUCGAGGCUACAGGGAAUCGGGAGAGUGACCUGGAAGACAGGCUCAUCUGCAUAUGCAGUGGCACAGACCUGGUCAACCUCAGCUUCAUGUACAUAGUGGCACAAAGUGCUGACAUUGCAAAGCAAUGGGCUGGCAGCUUACGGUCGUUGAUUCACAAUGCCCGGGCAAACAAUGUAUGCCCAAAGACCUGUCUAAGCAAGCAUUGGAUGAGGCUGUCAUUUCUGACCAACGUAAAUGGAAAAAUCCCAGUGAGAAGCAUUACAAGAACCUUUGCUUCGGGAAAAACUGAGAGGGUUAUAUUCCAAGUACUAAAAGACCUCGGUCUACCUAGUGGAAAGAAUGAUGAAAUUGAGCAGGAGGUUUUCACCUUUGAGAAGUUUUACUCUCUCACUCAGAAGAUUUGCCCCAGAGCUGACAUCGAGGUGCUCUUCAAGAAACUCUGUGGAGACAAAAAUGAUUAUUUAAAUAUAGAACAGUUAAUCAGCUUUUUGAAUGAAAGCCAGCGGGACCCUCGUCUUAAUGAGAUACUUUUCCCAUUUUAUGACCCCAAUCGAGCGACGCAAAUCUUAUAUACCUAUGAGACUGAUGACAACCUUAAAAAGAAAGGUCUGAUGUCAUGUGAUGGGUUUUGUCGAUACCUAAUGUCUGAUGAGAAUGCUCCAGUGUUCCUAGACCGACUGGAACUCUACCAGGAGAUGGACCAGCCCCUAGCCCAUUACUUCAUCAGCUCCUCCCACAACACAUACCUAACAGGCAGACAGUUUGGAGGGAAGUCCUCUGUGGAGAUGUAUCGGCAGGUCCUUCUCUCUGGCUGCAGGUGUGUGGAGCUGGACUGCUGGGAUGGAAAGGGAGAAGACCAAGAGCCCAUUAUAACUCAUGGCAAAGCCAUGUGCACAGAUGUGCUUUUCAAGGAUGUCAUUCAGGCCAUCAAAGAAACUGCAUUUGUGUCAUCUGAAUACCCUGUGAUUCUGUCAUUUGAGAACCACUGCUCGAGGCAUCAACAGUAUAAGCUGGCCAGAUAUUGUGAGGACAUUUUUGGAGAUAUGCUUCUCAGACAGCCUUUAGAGGAUUUCCCAAUGGAUCCUGGUAAACCUUUGCCUUCACCAAAUGACCUGAAAGGAAAAAUUCUCAUUAAGAACAGAAGAUUAAAACCUGAGGCUGAGGAAAAGCAACUGGAGCACUUCAGGAAGCAUAUGGAAGCUGGAGAAGCAAGCAUGUCCAACCACAUGUCUGAAGAUGAGAAUGAAGAGGAUCCGGGCUCCGCAGAGCUGGUGGAUGAGGCUCAUCCUGAGUGGAUAUGUGGCAGCCUUGUCACUGGCCAGACAAAUAGCUGUGAAGAAAAUGUGCUUGGAGCCAGAAAGGCUGAUGAGACAAGCAUGGCUGACGAGCAGACCUUGAUUCAGUCUUACACAUACGUUGCAGCCACCACUAAUAUUCACCCCUACCUGUCCAAUAUUGUUAACUAUGCUCAGGCUGUGAAAUUCCUGGGUUUUGAGGAGGCUGAAGAAAAGAACAUCCACCACAACAUGUCUUCCUUUAAUGAGUCUGUAGGCUUGGGAUACCUAAGGACCAAUGCUAUUGAAUUUGUCAACUACAACAAGCGGCAGAUGAGUCGAAUCUACCCAAAAGGAGGCCGAGUGGACUCCAGUAAUUAUAUGCCUCAGAUCUUCUGGAACGCUGGCUGCCAGAUGGUAGCUCUGAACUUCCAGACUGCAGAUUUGGCAAUGCAGCUAAAUCAAGGAAAGUUUGAGUACAAUGGAUCAUGUGGCUACUUGCUGAAACCAGACUUCAUGCGUCGCCCAGACCGCAUGUUUGAUCCCUUCUCAGAGACUCCUGUGGAUGGAGUAAUAGCAGCCACCUGCAGCGUCCAGGUUAUAUCAGGCCAGUUUUUGUCUGACAAGAAGAUUGGCACAUACGUGGAGGUGGAUAUGUAUGGGCUGCCCACAGAUACUAUUCGCAAAGAGUUUCGCACCAGGAUGGUUAUGAACAAUGGACUAAACCCUGUAUACAAUGAGGAGCCCUUUGUGUUUAGAAAGGUAAUCCUACCGGACCUUGCAGUGCUCAGAAUAGCGGUGUAUGAUGACAACAAUAAGCUGAUUGGCCAGAGGAUUCUUCCCCUGGAUGGCCUGCAGACUGGCUACAGACACAUUUCCCUACGGAAUGAGGGGAACAAGCCUCUCUCUUUGCCCACAGUCUUCUGCAACAUUGUCCUUAAAACAUACGUCCCUGAUGGAUUUGGAGCUAUUGUAGAUGCACUGUCUGAUCCCAAAAAGUAUUUAUCCAUCUCUGAGAAGAGGACAGACCAAAUGAGAGCCAUGGGCAUUGAGACGUGGGAAAUAGCUGAUGUGCCGAAUGACAGCUUGAAGAGCAGUAAAAAAGGGAAAGCAAUCCAGGUGAAAGCUGCGUCACCUCAAACAGGUUCAUUGAGGCCUGGACAUAAACCCAGCACUGGCUCCAAACAGGAUAUCAUCAUCUUUAUGCCUCAGGUUACUACUGAUGACCUGAAACAAAUGAAGGCAUAUAUAAAACUGGCCAAAAAGCAGCUGAAUGAAGUCAAUGCACUGAAGAAAAAGCAGGAAAAGACACACACUGCAUUGCAGAGGUUCCAUUGUAGUCAAAUUAACAAGAUUGUUGCACAACACAAAAAAGAAAAAUGGGCUCUAGAAAAGCAACUAGAAAAAAACUGCAGGAAAGUCAGUGAAAGUGACUGCUGUGAAAUGAGGAGAGAAACUGCAAUGAAGAUCAAGACUUUAACUACAGAACACAAAUCAAAGGUGAAGGAGGUGGCGGCGGCCCAGGCCCGUGAGAGGGUGGUGAUGAUGGAGGUGCAUGGUGGUGAGUUGCUGGCUCUCCGAGCUCAGCACAUGCUGCAGCAGGGCGAGUGCCUCCGUAAGCUCAUGCUGAAGACCCAGGAGGAACAGACGCAACAACUCAUGCAGCUCCAUGAGCGACAGUGUAAGGAGAUGCGAGCCAACCAGGCAAAGUCCUCAAUGGAAUACAGCAAAGUCAUCAGUCAAGACAAAAGCAUCAGGAAUAAAGCCGAGAGAGAACGGAGAGUUCGAGAACUGAACAGCAACAACACAAGAAAAUUUCUCAUCGAAAGGAAAAAGCUUGCCAUGAACCAGUCCAGGGAGAUUGAACAACUCCAGACAGCCCAGCGUGAGCAAUUGGAGAAGCUGGAUAAAUAUAUUAUGGAGCUGUUGAAAUCUCAGCAUUCUGAUCCUCAGUUUCAAGGUAGGGCUUUGCAUUCACAAAUCAAUUUUACAAUACCUCUGCUUGCUUAUUAUUCUUUUAUUUCUCUCUAUAAAAGUGCCAUGGAUUGCGGCUAUGAGCUGUUGUUCGUCCCUUGUACUCCCUCAGACUGCUAAAGCAGUCAAGCUGAGACGAGGAAGAAAACCGUUCUCCGAGGGGUGCUCUGGUUAUUGAACCUGUCAGAAAACAUGGAGCCAUCUCCUGCUGUUGGUGUAUAUGUAUUCUGCGUGCAAUAAAAAAAGUUCAUUAUGAAUGAAGAAUUAUGCUCUUUUAGAGGGUACACAGGUCUAUGCAUCACACAUCUUAAAUGCAGUGCUUGUGAAAAAGUUCUGCUAAAGCUGUUGAAAUGAGUUUAUGAACUCUGCAUCUUUUAAUACUUUAUAUUUUGAAAGAAAGCCAUUUUGGGUUGACUUAAUAUGGCAUAUAUUCUGUUCUUCUGCCAACUAUUGUAAUGAAUUCAAUUGCCAGAGUAGCAUAUGACAGUAAACCUAUGGAGGAUUCCAUGUUAACUGUCAUUGACACUGGGGGCCACUUAGCUUCUGAUCCCAGUCCUUGGAUGAUUUUCAUACUGACCCCUGAAACCUCUGGACAAGUC
Electrophorus electricus (electric eel) is the source of this 4173-nucleotide messenger RNA. It is a transcript of the gene plcb4a, whose product is annotated as phospholipase C, beta 4a. Gene Ontology annotation, molecular function: calcium ion binding; phosphatidylinositol-4,5-bisphosphate phospholipase C activity. Gene Ontology annotation, biological process: phosphatidylinositol metabolic process; phosphatidylinositol-mediated signaling; release of sequestered calcium ion into cytosol. The record is from RefSeq and is a predicted model, not a curated record. Lineage: Eukaryota; Metazoa; Chordata; Actinopteri; Gymnotiformes; Gymnotidae.